CUGUCCCAAAAUCGCUGGAGCCACGUCGUGGAAGCAAUGUGUACGUAUCCCCUGCUGGUGCUCCUGGGGCACCAUCCAGUCAUGCACCAGCGGGUGGUUAUGCUCCACCUCCUGGGCCGCCUCCUCAAGGAGGAUCGGGCCGAGGUGCUGCGAGUGAUUAUUACAAUGGGCCUUCGCCAGGUCAAUCAGCACAGUCAUACUCGCACACCCCAGAUAACGCAGCCGCUUAUGGCGAUUCCCCUAACCCACCUCGCUACCAAGUCAAAGCCCUCGGGCGGGCUCGACGAAGAGAAUUACAAGUCUAAUUUCUCUGCUCACGCUCACGCUUAUGGUUCCGGCCAUGAUGACAAGCCGAUGGCGAAUGAUGCUACAGGCGCAGCUGCCGCUGUCGAGGCGCGGAAGAUCGCAGCUGCAAAUAACCAGUCGGGCGACAGGCCGCAGAAAGGAGGUAGACCACAGGGUGGAUUCCAUCCCGACGCGGACGCUCCACAUGCGAGACCAUCUGCCGGCCUUUCUUCUGGUGCGCAGCAUCCAUCAGCUUCGCCAUCUUCGCAGGCAAGCUUUUCGACAAGAGGCAGUCAAGGAAAGUCGCAAGCUAUGCAAUCAGCUUCGGCGACUGCGAUGCGCUCGAUGGGAGAGUACAAGUCGACGGGUAAAGUAAACAUGGAGCCAGGGGAGAUGCAGAAGCUUAUGGGGCUGGCGAUGUCGCUAUUCUGAAGUGAAAAGGUAACAUUGAUGCGGCACAGAAUUUGUAAUUGAUCUUGCGGUCAUGUAUUUACAAUUCGAAGACAUUUGGUACGGUCUCUACGCGGUUUUUAAGCAUCUGAAUAUGCACGACGAGCUUCAUGUUUUACA
This is a messenger RNA of Suillus subalutaceus, 855 nucleotides long. RefSeq lists its product as uncharacterized. NCBI's taxonomy places the organism in Eukaryota, Fungi, Basidiomycota, Agaricomycetes, Boletales, Suillaceae. The transcript is spliced from 5 exons. The coding region runs from base 37 to 717 and encodes 226 amino acids. The record is from RefSeq and is a predicted model, not a curated record.